Molecule: messenger RNA, 1107 nt
Organism: Branchiostoma belcheri (Belcher's lancelet)
Lineage: Eukaryota; Metazoa; Chordata; Leptocardii; Amphioxiformes; Branchiostomatidae
Product: WD repeat-containing protein 5
Exons: 13
Coding region: 15-1076 (353 amino acids)
Cellular component (GO): Set1C/COMPASS complex
Molecular function (GO): histone binding
Source: RefSeq, a predicted model, not a curated record
GAACUCAAACAAGGAUGUCGGCUGAGAAGAAAGAGCCAGAAGAGGCCACUGUGGCUCCAAAGCCGGCCGCACCGACAACCACUGCCUCCCAACCCACCCCUGCUACUACAGCUACUACAACUACUACAUCUACACAGAACACACAGCCCAAACCACAGCCGUUGAAACCAAACUACACCCUGAAGUUCACGUUGGCCGGCCACACAAAAGCAGUCUCCUCUGUCAAGUUCAGCCCAAAUGGAGAGUGGCUCGCAAGUUCAUCGGCCGACAAGCUGAUAAAAAUCUGGGGUGCGUACGACGGCAAGUUUGAGAAAACCAUCUCUGGACACAAACUGGGUAUUUCUGACGUGGCAUGGUCCAGUGACUCCCACCUCCUGGUGUCAGCAUCUGACGACAAAACUCUCAAGAUCUGGGACCUGAACUCAGGCAAGUGCCUGAAAACAUUAAAGGGUCACAGCAACUAUGUGUUCUGCUGUAACUUCAACCCCCAGUCCAACCUCAUCGUAUCAGGAUCGUUUGAUGAGAGUGUGAGAAUCUGGGACGUGAAGACCGGCAAGUGUCUGAAAACUCUGCCUGCUCACUCUGAUCCUGUAUCUGCAGUGCAUUUCAACAGAGAUGGUUCCCUUAUUGUGUCCAGUAGCUACGAUGGACUUUGUCGGAUUUGGGACACAGCGUCAGGGCAAUGCCUGAAAACAUUGAUAGAUGAUGACAACCCUCCCGUCUCCUUUGUGAAGUUUUCUCCCAACGGAAAAUACAUCCUAGCAGCAACACUGGACAACACACUCAAGUUGUGGGACUACAGUAAAGGAAAGUGUUUGAAGACUUACACGGGUCAUAAGAAUGAAAAAUACUGCAUCUUUGCCAACUUUUCAGUGACAGGAGGAAAGUGGAUAGUGUCGGGGUCUGAAGACAACAUGGUGUUCAUCUGGAACCUGCAGACGAAGGAAGUUGUGCAGAAACUACAAGGUCACACAGACGUGGUGUUGUGUACUGCGUGUCACCCGACAGAGAACAUCAUCGCGUCUGCGGCGCUGGAAAACGACAAGACCAUCAAACUAUGGAGGAGCGACGUAUGAUGCCCCAACACCUCCGUAGAAUCAUCUCCUG